GCUCUAGCGGGAACCGCCAAAGCAGAAUGUUUACCCCAGAAAAUAACACUAACGUAUUGGAUUCACUUAGGCUUGAAUAUGUAUAUACCUUACAGUGUUGACAGGACUUAGGUAGGGAUUACUAUGAUAAAGUUUACAUGGAUUUGUAUACAAAUAAUUAUAUUUGUAGUAUUAAAUAUAGAGUGUGAAGUUUUAUUUUAGAGAAUGACGCUCAAAAAGCAAUAGCACAUUCAGACAAAGAAAGCUCAGCGUUACCUUCGCACUGCAAUCGUCUAGAGCCUGUGGCACAAGUACUUCAGUACCCACUUUAUACCCAAAUAGGUCAAUCGUAUUUUUAGUUUAUAUUUUAUUACAUCAGAAGUACUUUGGACUAGCAUUUACAUGAUACAAUCCUCUUUUAUAGUUCAGUUCAGUAAUCUGUAUAUACAAAUGUAGUAGGCUAAAAUGUUAAAUUAAAAUUUUAACACAGAGCUACUAUUUAAAUGUAUACAUUAUUAUGAAUUUGGUGAUUAUUGAUCUAUUUUAUUUCUAAUACUGCCAAAUUAACAUGUUACUUGUAAAGUUAUUUCGGUUCAUGUCAAAAUCAAUACGUUGAGAGUCUACGUAAGUAUCUUUAUUAUAUUGUAUUCUUUAAUUUUUUAAAAGAAUUUGUAUUUAACAUCACAAAUGCAUUUUUGUUCUUUUGUAAAUUUCAUAUUAGCGUUAUCGCAAACUGAGAUUUUUCGGCAUAUCUAUAAAUCUACUUAUAUUUAGCUCCUCAAAUUUCAACUCUGUUAUCCUUUAUCUUUAAUUUUUUUAUCACUCCUUACACUAAGUUUCGUUUAUUUUUUUUGUGCGAACAAAAGUUCCCACACUCAGUUCACAAAUGACAAGUGCAAAUAUGCUAAUAUUAGUUAGGCUGUCAACUCAGUCACUGACCUCUUCUUUGCCUAGCGAGGGACGAAAAUAUCGUUACUGUUGGCGCGAGAUACUAAAGUUACCAAAAGUUGUAUGCGGGGCGUCAAGGGUCACCCCAUCUAAACCCAUCGGUAAUACUAUUAAACGUCUGUGGUAUUAGAGAAAAGGGAGGGCACGGCAUCAUGUUACGCCACGAGCGGGACGUGGACAUUAUACUCUUCUAAGAAACACUGCUUAAAGGUAAGCCGUUUCAUAUUACAGGCCACUCGCUGUACCACUGCAAAUAUAAGCAAUGAUGGCUGACCACUGCGAUAAGAAAUCUACUCCUGAUGGAUCUGCUUGAGGUAAAAAUCGUACUAAGGUACAGAUACCUUCAGGAUUCCUGUGUUUAAAAAUAACGAAAAAUAAUCGUGAUUAAAUAGUUCUAUAAUAAGCGGGCUGCUGGGUGGUCUAUACUGAGCAAACCUCAAGUUGAUGGUUUGGAGUUCAAUUCCAGCCAGAGCAGAGUCAAGCUAAAAUAUCACCAGCAUGAUACAAUGAAACAUUCCGAUAAUGAAACAAUGAAAUUCCUGCGACGCCACUGGUGCCAAGUUGCAUCAUCCAAUGAUGUUCCCUUGGGUUAUCCAGCUGCAUGAAGAGAGGCGAUUUGCUGUUGGGAACUAGCUUAUAAUCCUUGAAGAAUAAGCCCAGGAUAAUCCCAGGCCAUUGUGACGGACGGAUUUCAGCAAAAAAAAAAAUUAAAACAAUAAGUCUGUUAAUCCUAUCGGCAAUGCCAGCAAUAUAUUUUUUUUUCAAAUGUAGUAGUGUGUGUGGGUGACGUAGGUGCUUGGGUGUACCAAGGCUGCCACUGACAGUUAUUAAUAAACAAAUGAAGAAAUGCAGGCCUCGAGGACUAUAGCUUUAUUAAUGCUCUACAAAGCAAUCCACUAUGAUAAAAAAAAAAGGCCAACACUUGUUAUGAUUAAGAACAAGAUGUAAGAAAAUGUCCACUAUGAAGAGAAAAAAAAAAAAAAAAAAAAAAUCAAAAAAAAAAAAAAGGCAAACACUUGAUAAAAUAAAGAACAAGAUGUAAGAAAAAGUACACUAAGAAGAAAAAAAAAAAAAAAAGGACAAUAUCUGAAAAUAAACAAAUAGUACAGGUCAACAAUGUCCUGACUAACAUAGCUAACAAUAAACAUAUUACAUAACCACGUAAUUACACGUGGCAACAACAUAUACUUAAUUAGAAAGCAUGAUAAAUAAUACGUACGUAGUAUUGUUUCAUACACAUGGCAAAGAUAAUUAUCUUGUACUACGAAUGUUUUAAUUUUAAAAGAAACCACGUUCAGUGUUUAAUUUGAAACACGUGCACAGUGUUAAUGCUACACACAGAACCAGAGUGCGAUGUGAUGUCUAACAUAAACUUUAAAGAUCUUGAAGUUAUAAUAGUAUGCCAUCCAGGUAUGGUGUCUAUGUAAUAAGCAAACAUAGCAGGACAGUAAAUACAAUGGUAUAAAGUAUGACCACCGUUGGCUUGAUACUUGUAUCUGUCCAUCGCUGUGUCUUGUUAAGACAACAGCAGAUUGCAGAAUGAAUCGUUAUAUGGAAUAUGAUCCUAACACAUGCACUAUUUCCUAUGUGAGAAUUUAGCACACGGCAGGAAAGUUAGCCUAUUACACAUAUUUGACGGACACUCGUUGGUUGUCUAUUGUUGUAUCUAUAGCUUAUAUUAUAAGCGCAAUGCAGUAUGUGUACCCAGAACGAUAUGCAGUUGUUUGUUACGCUCACAAACCCAGGUCACUGGUAUCUAAUUUAUUAAUCCUAUUAAAUAAUUUAUUUAACGGUUGUAUGUUAACAUUUAAAAUACCCUGAGCAUACGUCUACACGCUGUAGGUUAUUCUACACUAUAUCCUGGUUAUAAGUCUGAACAGAAAUCUUCCAAUGCUAACACUCAACAAGUUCCUACUAACCACACAGAAAUAAAAUGGCGUAUUUGCCUCUAUUAACAGAGCGCUCCAAUGGGCCGCACUGAACAAAGGCACACUGCAGGUAUGCUGACCAAUCUCGAAUGACCCCUACUUAGUGUGCUCCCCUUUAUAAAGCCGUGCGUGGACACAUGAGAGAGGGUCUCCGUCAGACUUAAAUCAAGUCGGUCUACGUUUUGCCUUCUGGCCAGUUUCCUGGGGUAAAAUGCCUAACUCUGGGGACUAAUCCCGAGUAAUAAUUAAAAUCCCUGACCAAAGCCCUAACGACUUCUAUGUGAUCUGUGCAGUUUUGUCUCAGCUCUCUAAGAUACUAUUUUAUAGUUCUAUGUGAUCCGUGCAGUUUUGUCUCAGCUCUCUAAGAUACUAUUUUAUAGUUCUAUGUGAUCCGUGCAGUUUUGUCUCAGCUCUCUAAGAUACUAUUUUAUAUUUUUAUGACUUAAAUAGUUUUUGAGAUAUUUUAACUAGAAGCGGGUGGGGACCACUAUAGAUGAAGGCGAAAACAACUUUAAUGACUCAAUGUUAAACUAUCCUCCAACGAUGGAGACUUGUAAAUAUGCUAAGGUAUAGUGAAUAAAAUCCCCUUUCUAACUAGAUAUAAUUUAUAACUUAAUACGCUAGGGUUCCCGAGAAAUAAAUUAUUGAAUUUCUAACUAAAACGCACAUCGCGCCCCAAUGCGCGAGAGAAGCCUGCCGUAUAGUGACCGUCCGGGUGGGGGGGAUGAAAGGGAUACCUGAGCGCGGGCUACAUACACACCGCGCGACCUCGCGUGGGGCGCCAAACUUGGUUUUCGUAACGGGUCUAUACACACCGCGCGACCCCGCGUUGGGCGCCAAGCAUGCUUUUCGUAACGGGUCUAUACACACCGCGCGACCCCGCGUUGGGCGCCAAGCAUGCUUUUCGUAACGGGUCUAUACACACCGCGCAACCCCGCGUUGGGCGCCAAGCAUGCUUUUCGUAACGGGUCUAUACACACCGCGCGACCCCGCGUUGGGCGCCAAAAUGCUUUUCGUAACGGGUCUAAUAGCGGGUUGGGGCAUACACUGCCACACAAAGAAAAAAUAAGGGGGUGAUUUAAAUUUCAAAUUACUGAACUGGGGAUAGAUAAAUCGAUCGUAUCGCGUUUGGAUGCUACUACUAACCUGAUUCGUUUACAUGACGAAAACAGGGGACCACAUAACUUCCCACAUGAUAUAGUACGUUUAUAAAUAUUUUAUGUCUAAACUCAUUGUGUUUGUACUAAAUGAGAUCGGUAGAGAAAACAAACAUAUCCUCAUUAGAAUUUUGGUAGCUACCAGUGAGGUACGCUUCCGGAAAUUGUACUGACAGUUUCGGAAAACAAACAGGAUAAUGUACGAGACACAGAUCGAAGCCAAGAUGGCAGACGUUCAUGCCAAAGUACCAGAGUACCUAAAUGUGGAGUAUGAGAUCUUAAUAGGCAUGAUUUUUAAGUGACAAGGAGAGUAAGUCCAAGAAAUAUUGAAAGACAAACCUUCAUACCGUACUGGAACAAUAAUCUGAAGGUGCUGGUAGAGAAUAGAGCAAAAGAAUGAAUGAAGACUUCCAAAGGAAAAACACCAACAGUGUGAGUGGCGUGCAAUCGAUUGACAGUCUAAAUUCUUGAAGAAAUCAUUAAAGCGAAAAAUUCAAUAUGGAUUAAUACGUAUGCAAAGCUCAAUUUUUGGAGGGAAAAAAUGUCUAGUUGUUACUAGCAUAAAAAAAAGUCUCUCGCAUUAGAAAGCAACCAAAAAAAGUUACCCAGUAAAAAAAAACCCAGCUGUUACAGAGGCUAGCUGGGCCACAUUAACUAAAUCGCUAUAUACAUAUUUUUCUAAUGUAAUCAAAAAAGCAAUAGGGACUGGAGAAAGCAGUGUGAUCAAACAAUAUCCACAAGUUAGGAACUCGACCCCACAGAAUGGGAUUUUUCCAAAAAAAUGGUUUUCAUCGCUCGCCUCCAAUGAACUAACUACAAAGCAAGUGCAAAACAGUUAAAGCACCAGGACCCAACAGGAUAUGUAGCGAAAUGCUCAUGCACUUUGGCUAAAAGGAAAAGUAGUUGGUCUUAUACUUUGUAAACAAAACAUGGUCAACAGACGUCGUGUUACAGGCGUGGCAUUGAGCAGUGAUUGUCCCUAUCCCCAAAGAAUGCAAGUCAAGCAAACUUUCUUAGACAUCUUAGAGCUACAAGCCGAUAUCCCUAACAUUGCGUGUUGGGAAUGUAGCCUGGUGAAUGUUCAACACGAAUUUAUUGGCUCUUAUAGCAAACUAAGAACGUUAGUGUAAAAACCGAUGUGGCUUUUGAGAGGAGAGGCAUCCAAUGUCGCAAGUUAUUCAGUUGAUCCAAAGUACCACCAAUGAACUCCAGAUGAAAACAAAAAUUAUACUAUGGCAGUUUUCUUUGAACCCCCAACAAGCUUACAAUAAAGUUUGGAGGGUGUGUCUUCUGAGUAACAGCUGUAUUCAUAAGUGGAUGCAUUUCUUUUUAUGAAAUCACACGACAUCCACCAGUUUUGGGCGCAAGGCAUUGAACAUAUUUGAGUUUGAGCAUGGACUCUCAGGGGUUGGCCUUGAGCUACACCCUACUCCGGACGUUCAUUUAAAACUACAGUCAAGUUUGGUAACAAUGAACUAAAUGUUUGCACAUGAUCUUGUAAUCUGGAGCUCGAGCUAAUCCAUCUAACAAUUGCAGUCCGGCUGCAAAAAAAGACCUUACUUAGACACAGGGCUGUGCUGAGAAAUGUAGAUUGGUGUCAAAUGAUGCGAAAACAUUAUUUUCCUUGUUUUUAAUUAGAGGAAGUGCUAUAAAAGAAUAAAUAUAUCUUCGUCCGUGCGGGUUCUCAUUAAAAUGGGACAAACACCUUCGUAUUUGGGAUGUAAGCUUGACUAGAAACACCAGCUACACAACCAAAUACGCUGUGUCGGCACUAGUAGCACGUCCAAACUUAUCCUGUUAAUGAAACUUACUAGAUCAACCUGGGGUCCCAAUGCAAGCCUUCUAAGAAUAGUAUAUAUUGGGAGUGUGAGAGGAGUACUUAACUAUAGCCUAUCGGUCAAAGCCUUUUCGAGCCGAACUGACAUAAAUAGACUGGACCGUUGCAAAACCCAGCUCCCAGAUUCGUUUGUGGGGCAUGACAUAGCCCACCCACGGCUGCAGUGGAAAUCUUGAAAAAAAUAACAUUUCUAUCCAUCGUAGUGUUCACUGACUCAUAGUGUGCUCUAGGAGCUGUGAGGAGGUGCCCUUACGACAUGAAAAUGGACAGUCUUGGAGCUCAGGCAUGUCAUAAAGUAACAUUUAGCCAAAGUCGUAAAACAGGAGAUAACUGGACAUGCUGGAUAACCCCCAAAAAUAUACAGCUAAUUAACUAGCAAAACAAGGCUCUGCGCAGUCACAGCCGAAAAUGCCAAUAACGCAACUAGGAAACAAGAUUGGGUUUAAGGACCUCUGUAAAGAGGAAGAGCUAAAGAAAUGGGAAAAUGGAUAGACAGCCCGCAAGCUUUGCCAGAACAUGCAUAAACCUAAAUAAAAGGGGGAGCAAUGGAAGCAUCUUUAAAGCAUUCACAAGAAUAUCAUAGCGCAAAUGAGAACGGAGAACAGGUCUACCCAAAGCUAUCUGAAUUGUUCACAUCCGCUUCCGGACUCGAGCUGCCGCCACUGUGGACAUGCCCUGGAGACAGUCAAGCACUUACUGGCCGAGUGAACGAUACUUACAAGGGGCGUCACGUGAGAUGUUGCAGUCAAAAAUGUUGAGAGUAUUAUUUACUGCAACACCCAGCAGAUGCGGUAUGUAUAUAAUGAGCUUUCCGGGUUCCAGUUGCAAUAAAAGACAAAUAGCUUGGUCCCAAAACGUGAAUGUAAUAUAUAAGUAAUAUUUGACAAGUAUGACAGACAUGACAUGUCUAUCCAAUGACUAACGAAUAAAUGCUUAACGAGCUAUUAAAAUGGCAUUCACUUUCUUCAAGUAAAAACUAUUUAAAAAUAUUUAUAACUUGUAAUAGUCAAGAAUAUGAGAAUCACUGUUAUGUGUAGAUCACUGUUGUCAUGCUUGGUAGGGUCAAAAUGUUUAGUUAGAGAUUUCGUGUGUAUAUGUAUCGAUUAUGUGAGAGAGUUAUAGCGUAUUAAUUUGGGUAAGGGGAAAUGAUGCGUUUGUUAGUGUGGAUAGAAUGCAUAGAUGGCCCUUGUGGGAUAUCCAUGGCGUGGCUUGUUUUUGUGUGUGUAGGAAUGGGCUGGAUAUAUCGUUGAAGCAGAAUGUUGGUUAGUUUACGAGUUGGAUUUUUGGUGUACAUUGAUCCGUCAGGUUUUGACAAAGUAUAAAUAAAGUUAUAGACUUUAACUCAUUUAAAUAGAUUUUCAGUGUUUGCUGUGUUGUCGGUUGCAUACGAAUGUGUGAAGAAGUAAGAGACGGCCGAGCGCCUAGCUUCGAAGAGUGGAUGAGCGCACUACACUAAGAUCUACAGUUUGACAGUAAUCUAAAGCUUAAGUUUAUUAUUGUAUUAUUUCUUUCAGUUUAAGUUAUUACAUAUAUUCAUACAUUUGAUCAAAGAGGUGUUUUGGAUUGUUUGCAUGUGUGUGUUUGUGUAUGGAUGUGUGUAUUAUUGCUGUAUAUCUUUUGGUGUUAAUAUAUUUAUAUGUGUUUGUAUGCUUGUGUAUGUUCAUUUGCGUUAAUAAAAGCCAGUGUAAAGGACAAUUCGGAUGAACAUAUGCAUACAUUAAAAUGAGAGGUGGAGGUUUGGGUUUUGUAAGUGUGAUUGUUUGUGUUAGGGUAGAUUAAGUGUGGUCUUGGCUGUGGUGUGAAAUUCAGAAAGUCUAAGCAAACAGGUUAUACAAAAAAAAAAAAUAUCUUUAAUUUCUUUUUUUUCCGUAAAUAGUAAGUUUUUACAAAUUCUAGGUAGAGAAAACACAAGCUUCUCAUAUUAUAAGGCAUUGGCUUUACAAACGUCUUGAUGGCUACCUUAUUGUAUAUUAUUUUGGCUGCUCUUUUGUGUGAGUAUUAUAUUUAAUUAUAUUUUAACUACAUGAAAUAUAGGGAAUGCAUUUUUACACUUUAAAAAAAAAUAUUAAAAAAAAACAUCAAACAACAACAAAUAAACUUAAGAUUGUUGAUGCUUUUUAACAUCACUACACACCAAGUCGUAAUGUAUAAAUAUCUUAUUAUUUACUUUUGAAUUUAUAUUUUUAGAAACAUUAAUUACAGUCAUAUUUUAAUAUGGUCUUAGCUUAUUAAUAUCUUGUAUACUUAUUUAAUAGAAACAAAAUCUGUUUCAGCAUGCGCCAAUAAUCUAAACAUUACACUAAAGGACGUCAGUUACAAAGAUUAUACGACGUCUUGCACUAACGAUCCGAUCGGGGAUUUUGACCUAGUUGAGGUCACUUUUCUUGUGGAUUAUUCCAAGGAGCCUUAUGUAAACUAUGUUAUUUUUCAAAGAAAGAGGACAUCUGAAACCCGAUUUAUUUUUGUAAGUGUCUUCUUUUACUAUUUUUUUUACAGUAUACAACAAAGCUAUGAUUUAUAUGUUUAUUAAUGUAUCAUAAUAUGUUUUUAAAUAUAUUUUUAAUCGUCUUAUGUAUUUAACUUACCUAUGUAAAAUUAACAAUAAAAAUUAUGGACAUUAUUUAUUUAUUGUAUACUAUCCUAGAUUUUAUGGGCUUUUUUGCGAAAAAAAGAUGUUUAUAUCUCAAUCAUUUCAUUAUUCCAAAAUAAUGGGAAAUACAUGAUUAUAAAAGUUAAAAUACUAAAAUAUAUUUUAGUCUUUAAAAUAGCAACAUAUAAAUAAAGACCAGCUCUGAAAUUCAAUAUAACAUGUGCUGAAAUAUUCUUUACCUCUUGUAAAAAAAUCAAUUCAAAAUAUAUAUAAAAAAACAUCAAUAAUUAUUUCUAAAAAUAUGUCUAUGUAUAUUAUAUAUAUCCCAAAAGGCAUGUACAUAUAUAAUAUAUCAAUAUAUGUAUAAAGCUCAGCAUCGCUAUAUUUCAUUGUAGAUUGGUCAAUCAAUCACAAGAAAACCAAAAUAUGAAUCACAACCAAUUUAAAUAUUUGUCAUCCCUUCUGUCAUUAAGGUGGUUCGUAGAAAAUAAAGUUAAAUAUUCAUUAAUUGCAUAGAAAUAUUUUUGUUUAUAGUGUAAAAUUUAAGAAAUAAUCAGUAACAUUUUUAUUUCCAUUUUGUAUAAUUUAUGAUUCCUAUCUUAUGGAUAAUUAAAACAUAAAACAUGUUCAAACACGGGAUCUUUAUUUUAAAUUUAAUUGGAGAAUAAAGUAUUUAAAUAUUUUGAUGUAGAUUUUUGAGUUUCGAAAUAAUACUUUAUACAUUCAGUUAAUUUUUUUUACAAAUUAUUUUGAAAUAAAAUAAAAUAAAUACAUACAUAAUUUCAAGGCAAAAUCUAUAUUUUUCAUGGAUUUAUCAAAACUAUCAUGUUUAUUGAUAUUUAAGUUACAUCGUAUAGAUUUCUAUACUUCUUCUGGAAUAUCCGAGACACAUGUUAUCGAAUGUAUGGAUUUAUUUGUUUGUUCCACACACGUUUGUACAUGGAUCGGUGGAACUUGACUAACUUGGCACACCUAUUCAUCAUUAUUAGAAAGGAUCUCUUGGGUGGUUAUAAACUUUUUACAAUACUUCAUUUUUUUUUCUUAAUAUAAGUUAUAUAAACAAUUUUACAAACAAAUACUCAUACACUAAUGGACGUAUCUUGACAAACUUAGUACACAUACACUUAAUUAACAAUCUUCAAAUAACAUAGCUUGAUGAGCUCAUACUUUACAUUUCUCUGGGGCUGUUGUGGUGUGUUAUUAUCGUAAUGGGCGACAAGCAGCUAUUUUUUUAAAGAGUGAAUGAUUUAUUUUUUCGAGCUGAGUACAUUUCCAAUGCUGUACAGGAGUUUCCUUUCUUCUAAUAUGAACGCCAUUAUUACUGGUUGAUUUUGAUUGUGCGCCGUUCUUUAACACAAUAUAUACAUAAUUAAAUAAUAUUUCUUUUAUUCAAACAAUCUCGUGAUUUGUUUAAAAAAAAGUUGUUAAUUUUUUAUUUUUUUUUGUGUAAAUGGUUUACUACACUUCAGCUUUUAGGGGCUAAGUAAAAGUAAUGGUGUUCUAGACUAAGAAAUUUUAAUUUAACAUCUUUUAAAUAUCAACUCCAUAAUUUAUCCGAUAUUUAUAGGGGCCCCAUCUCAGGCAAAACUAAAUCCCAUCGAUAAACGGGAUUCCACCAGUGUUGUGAUCAAAAAAUUAUUGGGAUUCAACCGGAAUCCGGCGUUAAAUUCAAAACGUGUUUGGGAACCCCACGAUAUCGGGAUCCCACCGUAACCGGGAUUCCUUUGGCUAACGGGAUGCAUUCGGGAAAGAGUUCCAAGAAUUUUAGAAUCUCACUGGGAUUGGGAUCCAAAGGGAUCGGGAUACAGACGAGGUCUUUUUAUGAUUAUUCUAUUUAAAAAUGGAAAUAAAAGUACUAUUUUUAAGAGAGAAAAAAAAUGCUACAUUUUAGUAAUUUCUUUAUUAUAAGGGACUGCAAUUUAUUACGAGUAUCACAUAUUUCACUUGAAUGCACAAUUAUUGCUUCGUUAUUCCUAUGGUUGUACAGACAUGUGUUUCUUUUUAAUUUUGCAUCACAUUUACAUACUAUGUGUUGAUAGAACGGAUAAUCAUUGUUACGUACUGUUAUAAGUAUGGAUAAAUUAAUCUCUUAUUUAAAUAUAUAUCUCGUUCUAAAACAGUACACAAAAAAGACGGUAACUUAUGUUAAAUACCAUAACAAAGAAUACGCUACUCAAACCAAGGCUAAUUACAAUUAAUAAAAGUUAUUAUUUUAACUAUAAAUUAUAAAAUCAACAAAUAAAAAAUAAUUAAAGUUAGUGACUUACAGAAUAAUGAUUGGCUUGUACCUGUUCAAUGUUGAAGAAGAUAAAAUUUGGUCGAAAAGUACAGUGAUGAAACAUAAUCUACACACACAGUAAAGAAAUCUCUGUCUCGUAGAGCAAAAAUCUACAAAAAAAUUAACAAUCGUUUCCAAUAUCUCUCGUCUUCGUUUUGUCGCUCAAUCUCUCGAAGCGUAUAUGUAUAGUUUGUUUUAUAGAUACCCCUGGAAAGGGUUUACACAUUGCAUAAGAGCCUCGAGCAAACUAGUAUAUUCUAAAUGAUUUUAAUAAUCAUACCGGCUAUGGAUUGUAUUUAUUUUAAUCGAGGUCAAGGAGAUUAAUUUUUUUUUGCAACACCCUAAACUCGGUUCCAAGCUUGGGUUUAGCUAGAGUUCAUUCACGGGGGAUUAUGACGUAAUCACGUUGUCUACAUAACUAUCUUAAAUUUAAGAUUAAGCCAAAAACAACAUUUAGUCAAACAAUGAGUUGGUUCCUUUUAUUGGGAUAGCAAUAUUUCAAACGCAUCAUAUAUUAUAUAUGUAACGAUUUAAUAUUCUUUUAAUAUACAACAUUUCAAUUAAAUUACUUACACAUUGAAUUAAAACGAAUGAAAAAUGACAACUUAAUCAGACAGUAUAUAGCUUUUUUAAAAAAAUAUAUAAACUUAGACCCCUGGUCAGAUUGGCUUCGAAAAACCUGCCACUCAAGAGUAUAAUAGAAGGCAUUGCCGUUUCUUAAAUAUAAACUAAAAUAAGAUGGGUCCAAAAUCCAUUUUUAUUGAAUUAUUGUAAUAUGGCUUUUUCGGGAAAAAUAAUUUAAUAACCAUUUUACCGUAUUUUUUUAAAAAGUAUAAAUGUACCCCCUGAGUCGAUUUUUCUUUAUUUAUUCCUUUCUGUGGUGCAUAAUCGGAUUGAGGCACUUAAGUGUGUGCUUUGUGAGCACUCUUAGGUGUGCAAGUGAGAGAGGGUGGCGAAAAAAAUAAUGAUCUUUGGUCUUUAGUAGUUAUACUCUACAUGAGGUUUAUGUCACAACUUUAAAAUGUGCUAUCUUGUGGUCGUUUACGAUUGGCAUAAUUAUUAAUAUUACUAAUUGUGUAAGUUGUAAUUGGCGUGGCAAAUAAAAACGAAAGACAUUGAUUAUUUCUUUAGCAUAUUGUUAUUUAAAGAAAAAAAAACAUGCAUUAGCAUUUUAUUUUUAUAAAUUAAAAUCAUACAAAUAUACACAAAAUAUAGAAGUGUAAUAAAUAAAUUUCAUGUAAUUUAACAUUGAAUCUUUCUACAUAAGUUAAUAUUUUAUUAUUACACUUUUAGAAUAGUGUAAUAUUUAUAUGAUAGAUUUUAAACGUUAAAUUGAUUACAGUUGACUGGCUGCAAUAUAAAAGAAAAUUGUGACGGCUCCCAAAAUGCAUAUGGUAGACAGAUUGGCAAAGAUCACACAGAGAUUACAAUCAGGAUUAAUGCAAAAUCUGUUUUAAGUGGAGCUAAGUUACGAGGGCUGGUUUACACGCCAGAAAAUAUGGCUAUAACUAGUAGCGAGAUAAUAUUUCCAAAUAUAACAGGUAAAGGGAAAGUUGGGUAUUUGUGUUGUCUAUAAGCAAUAACGUUAGCUAUUUAAUUAUGUUUAACGUUCGCAGACAAUUACAUUAAAUAUGUUUGCUUAGAAUCUUACAAUUUAAAAAAUCAAAAAUCCUUUUUCUUUUAAAACACACAAUUUAAGACAUCAAUAUACGUAAAUUGUAAUAAUUAUUGUUUCAGAAUUUACGGACGUUGAAGGUAAACUUAUCGUCAAUGGUAAAACAAUGACACCAUCAACAGACUAUCGCGAGGUUAUUACCCAGCCAGAAUUAAACCUUGUAUUUCUGUGUGAAAGUCAAGUUUCACCUUGUUUGAUAGAAAUAUCAACUAACGAUUCCAAUGAGACAAGUCAAGGAGCAGGAAAUGCUACUUGGACUAAAAAAUACCCUUCUCAAAGUGAAGUUCACGUAAUGAUUAAAUAUGGUCUUUGUAAUUUAUUUGGAAACUCCAAGUCUAUUUCAUGUAAAUUCCAUAUUGGUAAGUAUCUGCUAAAAGAAAUUCUUCUUCUUAUUAGUAGUAGUAUUCAUGUUUUUUUUUUUAAUUUUAUUUUUUAUUUAAAAAUAGUAUAAUUAUUUGCAUUAACAAAAGAUGCUAUAAAAUUUUGCUUUAAAAAAAGAUUAAAAAAAUUAUUAUUGUAUGGAGCACAUCAUGCGUAUUAUACUGCAGGCGUCAAAGGUAGCAUUAAUGAAAUCCGUGCAUCUUAAAUUGGUAUUUGCGUUUGUCAACGUUGCUUUGGACCACCUGCAAAGUAUCUAUAGAAGUGAAAAGAAUUAUGUGUUUAGUGAUUUGUUUUAAUUGGGUAUCUCCACAAAGUAAAAACGAUUUACUAAAGUUAGAAGAGCUAUUCCCAAUUAUAUGUUCUUCUUUAUAGGCACAAAGUAACAAAAUUUAGGAAAAGUACUCCUUAAAUGGAAAGAAAUUUAUGAUCGGCCUUUUCACGAAUAUCACUCUAUAGAGAGCCCAAUUUCAAGCAAAAUUGCGAAAAACAACGUCAUUAACACCGCAGAAACACGUGGUACCUAGUGCUGUGUAACGAUUACAAAUGCACGCGCUCCAGAACCGACAAUUUCAGUACUGUUAAUUUUAGCUAUUACUAUACUUACACUUUUAGUCGUAUCGGUGGUGGGACAAAAUAAAAAAUGUGUCGUGGGUAGGCCUACAUGAGGAGGAGGGGAAAACAUCGCACACUAAUGAGUUGUUGCAAUGGAGAUGUGACUAACGUUCGUGAUACUCGUUUUCAAGUAUUGUUUUAUGAAACUUAUUAACCCAUGUGACGAUCACCAAGACAUAAUGAAAAAUAGCGAAUAAAGCGAUGCAGGAAUGAUACGUCAAUAAUAAAGGAAUGAGGGUGUGCACAAACAUUAACAAAUGGAAGGUAUCUUUUUUCCAUUACGUUAUAAAGUUUCAAUCAUACAAUACAUAUGUGAUAUAUAUAUAUAUAUAUAUAUAUAUAUAUAUAUAUAUAUAUAUAUAUAUAUACACACAUAUAAUAUAUAAAUAUAUAUAUAAUAUAUAUAUAUAUAUAUAUAUAUAUAUAUAUAUAUAUAUAUAUAUAUAUACACACACAUACUAUAUAUAUAUAUAUAUAUAAUACCUAAAUACAUGUAUAUAUAUAUAUAUAUAUAUAAAUUAACGCCUACAUUCCUGAUUUUCAAAUGGUAGACUACUGCACGAAUAAAACAACAAUACGAACUGGACUAAAUUUAAGACUAUGUGAAAUGAGACUUAACUGCACUAACAACCAAACAUUAUGUAUAUUAUAGUAGGCCUGUCCACUCAAACAUAGUGUCUCCAUCUCACUUAGGUUUUGUUACACCUCGCCACGACUGUAGUGUAUUUUCGAUGAUUAAGCCGUGACACACAUGGUGAGAACCAUUGCAGCCACAUUUAAUUUCAUAUUGAUAAAUUUGUUGCCACUUACACUAUUUUUAAAAACAAAAUGUUGUAGUAAAAUGUAACUAGCAUACUCUUAAUCGGUUUUAUUAUGUGUAUUGUUGUCAAAGAAUACAAAUCAACAAGUAAUGAAAAUGCCAGUAGCAACAAUGCAAUAGUAUGGACUGUGUGUAUUUCUAUGACGAUGACGCUACUGUGCGUGUAA
Messenger RNA from Lymnaea stagnalis (great pond snail), 14372 nucleotides. NCBI's taxonomy places the organism in Eukaryota, Metazoa, Mollusca, Gastropoda, Lymnaeidae. The record is from the annotation of a GenBank genome assembly.